Messenger RNA from Trichosurus vulpecula (common brushtail), 1341 nucleotides. RefSeq names its product 2',3'-cyclic-nucleotide 3'-phosphodiesterase-like. The record is from RefSeq and is a predicted model, not a curated record. Gene Ontology annotation, biological process: cyclic nucleotide catabolic process. Gene Ontology annotation, molecular function: 2',3'-cyclic-nucleotide 3'-phosphodiesterase activity. Gene Ontology annotation, cellular component: membrane; cytoplasm. Lineage: Eukaryota; Metazoa; Chordata; Mammalia; Diprotodontia; Phalangeridae.
UCACUCGGCUCCCGGGGCCACGGAUAGAGCCCUUGCAGAGGCGGAGGUGCGUCCGCUCCUCAUCAUGAACAGAGGUUUCUCUCGGAAAAGUCACACAUUCUUGCCCAAGAUUUUCUUCCGCAAGAUGUCAUCCUCAGCUGCCAAGGACAAGCCUGAACUACAGUUCCCAUUCUUGAUGGACGAGGAGACUGUGAACACAUUUCGUGAGUGCAAGACUCUCUUUGUCCUACGGGGGCUACCGGGCAGUGGGAAGUCUACACUGGCCCGAGCCAUCGUGGAUAGGUAUCGUGAUGGCACCAAGAUGGUGUCUGCUGAUGCCUACAAGAUAAAUCCAGGCUCCCAGGCUGUCUACCAUGAGGAAUACAAGCAGCUGGACGAGGACCUGGACAUCUCCUGCCGCCGUGAUGUUAGAGUCCUAGUACUGGAUGACACCCACCAUGAGCGUGACCGCCUGGAGAAGAUCUUCGACAUCGCUGACCAGUACCAGUACAUGGUGGUGCUGGUGGAGCCUAAGACAUCAUGGCGGCUGGACUGCAAUCUGCUUAAGGAGAAGAACCAAUGGCAGCUGACUGCUGAUGACUUGAAGAAGCUGAAACCUGGAGUGGAGAAGGACUUUCUGCCGCUCUACUUUGGCUGGUUCCUGAGCAAGAAGGGUUCUGAGAACUUGCAGAAGGUUGGACAGACCUUUCUGGAUGAGCUGAGCAGCCACAAGGCCUUCAAGAAGGAGAUAGAGCACUUUGGGUCUGGGGAUGAACCUAAGGAGAAGAUUGCCUUGGCUUCGUACUUUGUGAAGAGGCCUCCGGUAGUGCUGCACUGCACCACCAAGUUCUGUGACUAUGGGAAGGCCGAAGGGGCCAAUGAGUAUGCCCAGCAGAAUGUGGUCAAGAAAUCCUACUCUAAGGCCUUCACCCUGAUCUCUGCACUGUUUGUGACACCGAAGACGAUGGGUGCCCGGGUGGAGUUGAGUGAACAGCAGCUGCCGCUGUGGCCAGCGGACGUGGACAAGGUGACACCUAGUGACAACCUGCCCCGAGGCAGCCGUGCCCACAUCACACUGGGCUGUGCAGCAGGUAUAGAGCCUGUGCAGACCGGUAUUGACCUGCUGGAAAUGGUUCGGCAAGAGAAGGGGGGAAGUCAAGGAGACGAGCUAAGUCGGGGCAAGCUCUACUCCUUUGGCAAUGGGCGGUGGAUGCUGCGUCUGGCCAAAAAGCUAGAGUUUAGGGCCAUCUUCAUAGGAUACUAUGGGAAAGGCCACACUGUGCCCACGCACAGCAGCCGAAAGGGAGGUGCCUUGUUAUCUUGUACCAUCAUCUAGACAAUGGGCUACCCUUUCAAACUAUU